AUGGCCGGCGAGCAUCAGCAGAGCCAGGGCGCGGCCAAGGCCCUGUCCAAGGGCUCGCCGUCGCCGUCGUUCCGCCUGCGCAACGGCAGCCUGAACGCGGUGCGGCUGCGGCGCGUCUUCGACAUGUUCGACCGCAACGGCGACGGCGAGAUCACGGUGGACGAGCUGGCGCAGGCGCUGGACGCGCUCGGGCUGGAGGCGGACCGCGCCAGCCUGGCCGCCACCGUCGGCGCGCACGUGCCGCCCGGCGCCUCCGGGCUCCGCUUCGAGGACUUCGAGGGCCUCCACCGCGCGCUCGGCGACGCGCUCUUCGGCGCCCUCGCCGACGACGCCGAGGAGGGCGGCGCCGGCGGGCAGGACGAGGAGGAGAUGCGGGAGGCCUUCAAGGUGUUCGACGUCGACGGCGACGGCUUCAUCUCGGCGUCGGAGCUGCAGGAGGUGCUCAAGAAGCUGGGCAUGCCCGAGGCCAGCAGCCUGGCCAACGUCCGGGAGAUGAUCUGCAACGUCGACCGCGACAGCGACGGCCGCGUCGACUUCGGCGAGUUCAAGAUCAUGAUGCAAGGGAUCAACGUCUGA
Molecule: messenger RNA, 576 nt
Organism: Triticum turgidum subsp. durum (durum wheat)
Lineage: Eukaryota; Viridiplantae; Streptophyta; Magnoliopsida; Poales; Poaceae
Source: the annotation of a GenBank genome assembly